Molecule: messenger RNA, 946 nt
Organism: Vitis riparia (riverbank grape)
Lineage: Eukaryota; Viridiplantae; Streptophyta; Magnoliopsida; Vitales; Vitaceae
Exons: 4
Coding region: 25-744 (239 amino acids)
Molecular function (GO): protein binding
Source: RefSeq, a predicted model, not a curated record
GCUUCCUAAAGCACAAACACUUCCAUGGACUCCUCAUUUUGUCUUCGGUAUUGCAGCCUGUCCAGUCUGCCCCUUCGUGUGCCUUCGACUGUGAAUUUUUCAAGGGCUAACAAACCCCAUUUCAGUUUUCACCCUUCUUCCCUUUCUCUUUCUAAGAGUUCCAGGAGCGGCCCCAUUAGACACAUCCCUAGUCCCAUAACUUGCGCCACCAAUGGGAGCAAUGGAUUUUCGAGGCCUGCAACAAACGAUAAAGGUGAUAACAAUAUUGCAAGAGGUACAGUACGGGUCUCUUUGGCUAUGGCUUGUGUACUUGGGAUCAUUGGCUGCAGUUACACAAUGAAGCAUAAAGCCCAUGCAUUUCCGCCGAUUGGUUCUCCAUGGGGUGCAGAGACUGCUACCAAUAAGGCCAAUAGGUUUAUAGAUCAAAUGGAUCGUGGAGUGGCACCCUCCAAAAUUGAUGAACAAUUGAAGAACACAUUCAUGGAAAACCCAGAAGAAGCUUACAAUGUACAAAUGGAACUAAUAAGGAUUCAUAUCAAUCGGGGAAAAUAUGAUGAAGCUAGCAGGCAUUGUGAAGAUCUUUCUAAGAAAGAAAUAUACUAUAGUCGCUACUUUAGGACAGACCAAAGAUAUCAUCUUUACAAGGGUAUUGUAUAUGCCAUGUGGUAUAAAAAUGAUGUCAAGGCAAAGGAAUGCUUUCAGAAAUACAUUGAUAUCCUAGAUGCAUCUCCAAAACUUGGAUGAAAGACUAUUCACCCAAGGGCAGAAUAAUUGCAUCUUUGACUGAAAAUUAAUUGUUCAAUUGUGUUUUGGGUUUGUGUUGUGUCUGAGGUUUUAAUCUAAUAAUUUCAUGCAACAAUCGAAGAGAGAAUCCAAAAUUUUUAGGAUUUUCAUAAAAAUUUCUUUAUGCUUUGUUUCUAUUAGAUCCUCUAUGAAAUAUGAAAUA